GGACCUUUAAUGCAGCUGCAGCUCUUCAUUCAGAUGCUGAGAGGAGCAGAGGAUGCCUGGAGGAGGGGACUCCUUUUCUAGAGGAAAACCAGCUCUUUUCUGAUCUAAAACCCCCUCACAUGGACGCACACUGAGGGAUUUUCCUCCGUUAUAGGCUGCUUAUAGUAUUCAGCUGGAGAGGGAGUGCUAUCCUGUGCAGGAUUGCGACAAUCAGAGAAGCAUCCUGAGUGAUCUGAGCUCAGCAGCAGCAGCAUCUCAUUGUAUGAAAUGCGUCACCGUGAUCUGGUUCUCCAUUGACUGUGCGCCGAACUGACUGUUUCAUCAGUGCAGGUAACCACAUGCGCGGGCCGGUGUCACCGCGCUGAGCCCCGGAGAGCACGAAGGGUUCUGUGGAGGAGGGGGGGUUCAGAAAGAGAGAGAGACAAGUAACAAGGUGAAUGGACCAGAUGACAGCCAGAACCUCCGAGGCCUCGGCGGGACCGUCGGUGCCGCUGCACCGCUGUCACGGGGGUCUCCAUCAGGACGCCAACAACAACACCAUCACCUGCGCGGAGCAGCUCGUCCACAGCUUCUUCCCUCCGUUCUCCUCCACCCUGGCACUCCUCGUGCUGGUGGCCGUGCUCCUGGGGAUCAUCCUCCUCUCCCUGGCAACCUUCCACUUCCACAAGAGGAAGCUCCGAAAUAAGAAGAUCCAGCGCGCUCAGGAGGAAUACGAGCGUGACAGCGAGCGCGCCGCCGCCACUGCCGGGGAGACUGCGAGGCCGUGCGUCAUCGUCAGGCCGAUGAGAUGCGCGCCAGAGCCGGAGACGCCACUGGAGUCGUGCGUAAUGGAGAGCGAAACGGAUGGCACCACGGAGACGCCGCUGGAGUCUUGCGUAAUGGAGAGCGCACCGGAGGGCAUCGCGGCGGCGACACUGGAGCACGAACCCGAGACUCUUGACUGUUAAACUUCAGGGAAUGAGACUGUGGAAUAAAACAGGAAAAGCAAUAAGGCACAAAGAAGUCCCACGUACCAAGUCCCAUCUCUGAUCUCUGAUCUCUGAUCUCUGAUCUCUGAUCUCUGCUGCUUGUAGACGAGUAUAGAAACGCAGAAUCCUGAGCAGAGUAGAACAGAACAGAACAACACACUCUAGUAGUUACGGUAAUUCCUUAUGAGACUGUAUAUUUGCCUGCUUUGACUCUUUUUGACCUCUUCUUCCUAUUCCUCCUCCUCCUCCUCUUCCUCCUCCUCCUCCUCCUCUCCCUC
This is a messenger RNA of Sebastes umbrosus (honeycomb rockfish), 1246 nucleotides long. RefSeq lists its product as uncharacterized. The coding region runs from base 438 to 947 and encodes 169 amino acids. The transcript is spliced from 2 exons. The record is from RefSeq and is a predicted model, not a curated record. NCBI's taxonomy places the organism in Eukaryota, Metazoa, Chordata, Actinopteri, Perciformes, Sebastidae.